AUGAGUCAGCCACCUAUCGGGGGCGCUGCUGCUACAGCCUCGCCUCGCUUGCAUCCAGAGGGAAGCAGCCGAAGCAAGCAACAGCAGCGAGCAUCCUCUCCGGGCAGACCCAGGGAUUCUCCCGUCCGCCAGCCCUCCCCAGCUGCCAACUCUGCCCGCUCCACAGCGGCGGCUGCAGUUGCUGCCUCCAAAGCAACCUCCGCCCGCCAGCCGCCGCCGCCGCCGGGGCAGAAACCCAGCCGGGCUAAAGGGGGCGGAGGAGGAGUGGGAGGGGACAAGCCGCCCCCGCAGGCGCCGCCGCCGCCGCUAAGGAGCGCCGUGCCGCUGGGAGCUGUCCAGGCCGGGGGUGGUGCUGAAGCGCAAGUCGCCUCGCCCUUGGCGUUGGCGGGAGGGCUCCCGAGAAGAAACGCAGGGCCCUCCGCGGACAAGCGGGAGGCGCCGGCGAAAGACUCGGCGUCCGGAGCCGGCGACUCGCAGCAGCCUCCGACUGGAGGCGAGGGGGAAAGGGAAGGCGCGCCUCCUCAGCCGCCGCCGCCCAAGAGCUGGGGCCGGGGGAAAGCGGGGAGGCCUCUGCAAAAGGGCGGGGGGGAGGCGGCCCCGGCUCCUCCAUCUUCUUGUGGCGCAGGGAAGGGCCGGGCCCUGGCGGGGGGCGGCGGCGGCGGCGGCGGCUACUGGAAGGAAGGAUGCCUGCAAAGUGAGCUCAUCCAAUUCCACCUCAGGAAGGGGCUGGCGGCGGCCCAGAUGCAAAGCAAAGGCAGUAACCAGAACAACGGCGGCCCGUCGGCGGCCGAGCAGCCCCAGCGCGCCUCCCCCUCAUCCUCGAGCCUUUCUCCAAUGGCGCCGGUUGGGGCCGAAGAAGGCAAUGGCCGCAACGGAGCUCCGGAAGGCGCCUCGAGCCUGAAUCAUCGGCAACAGCAGGAGCUCCAAGAGGAGGUGGAGAAGCUGCGGGAGGAGAACGAGACCCUUAAGAAUGAAAUAGAUGAAAUGAGGACUGAGAUGGAUGAGAUGAGGGACAGCUUCUUUGAAGAGGAUGCCUGCCAGCUUCAGGAAAUGCGCCAUGAGUUGGAGAGGGCUAACAAAAAUUGCAGGAUCCUUCAAUAUCGUCUUCGUAAAGCAGAGCGAAAGAGGCUCCGCUAUGCACAAACUGGGGAGAUUGAUGGAGAACUUCUGCGUAGCUUGGAACAGGACUUGAAGGUUGCAAAGGAUGUUUCAGUAAGACUUCAUCAUGAGUUGGAAAAUGUGGAAGAAAAACGUACCACUACAGAAGAUGAAAAUGAUAAGUUAAGACAGCAGCUGAUAGAAGUGGAGAUUGCUAAGCAGGCUCUACAGAAUGAACUUGACAAGAUGAAAGAGCAGUCCAUGAAAAGAAGAGGAAGCAAAGACCUGCAGAAAUCAGAAAAAAAGUCACAGCAGACACCUACUGAAGAGGACAAUGAAGAUUUGAAAUGCCAGUUGCAGUUUGUCAAAGAGGAGGCUGCCCUCAUGAGGAAAAAAUUGGCUAAAAUAGACAAGGAAAAGGACAGGUUUGAACAUGACCUUCAAAAAUAUAGAUCAAUUUAUGGAGAUCUAGACAGUCCCUUACCCAAAGGGGAAGCUGGAGGUCCACCUACCACAAGAGAAUCAGAACUUAAGCUUCGUCUGAGGUUAGUAGAAGAAGAAGCCAAUAUUCUGGGAAGGAAAAUUGUAGAGCUGGAAGUAGAAAAUAGAGGGCUGAAAGCAGAGCUUGAUGACUUAAGAGGAGAUGAUUUCUCAGGGACAGCCAAUCCCCUCAUGGGGGAACAGAGUGAAUCUCUAUCGGAGUUACGACAGCAUCUGCAGCUAGUUGAGGAUGAAACGGAACUGCUAAGGAGAAACUUGGCUGAUGUGGAAGAACAAAAUAAGCGGAUCACAACAGAGCUAAACAAAUACAAAUACAAAUCUGGGGCUCAUGAUAGUUCGAGGCAUCACGAUAGUGCCAAAACAGAAGCUCUACAGGAAGAACUCAAAGCUGCCCGCAUGCAGAUCAAUGAACUCAGUGGUAAAGUCAUGCAACUUCAGUAUGAAAACAGAGUCCUGAUGUCCAACAUGCAGCGCUAUGAUCUAGCCUCUCACUUAGGGAUCCGGGGCAGUCCCAGAGACAGUGAUGCUGAAAGUGAUGCAGGGAAAAAAGAAAGCGAUGAUGACUCCCGUCCCCCCCAUCGCAAAAGAGAAGGGCCCAUUGGUGGAGAAAGUGACUCAGAGGAAGUCCGCAACAUUCGUUGCCUGACUCCUACUAGAUCAUUCUAUCCAACCCCAUCAGGGUGGCAGAAAAGUUUCACAGACCGUCAGCAAAUGAAGGACAUCCGCUGUGAAGCAGAGCGUCUUGGCAAGACAAUAGACCGCCUGAUUUCUGACACAAGCACUAUAAUUGCAGAGGCAAGAAUUUAUGUGGCAAACGGGGACCUGUUUGGACUCAUGGAUGAUGAAGAUGAUGGCAGUAGGAUACGGGAGCAUGAACUCCUUUAUCGGAUAAAUGCCCAGAUGAAGGCAUUUAGAAAAGAACUUCAGGCCUUCAUUGACAGACUAGAAGUUCCAAAGUCUUCGGAUGAUGGAAGUGCGGAUGAACCAUUGUCAGUGAGUCAGAUGUUCCAGCCUAUCAUUUUACUUAUUCUCAUCCUUGUAUUAUUUUCCUCCCUUUCUUACACAACAAUAUUUAAGCUUGUCUUCCUUUUCACACUGUUCUUCGUGUUGUAG
This is a messenger RNA of Gekko japonicus, 2712 nucleotides long. It is a transcript of the gene MTCL3, whose product is annotated as SOGA family member 3. NCBI's taxonomy places the organism in Eukaryota, Metazoa, Chordata, Lepidosauria, Squamata, Gekkonidae. The transcript is spliced from 6 exons. The coding region runs from base 1 to 2712 and encodes 903 amino acids. The record is from RefSeq and is a predicted model, not a curated record. Gene Ontology annotation, biological process: regulation of autophagy.